This is a messenger RNA of Drosophila serrata, 5381 nucleotides long. RefSeq names its product phospholipid-transporting ATPase ABCA3-like. Gene Ontology annotation, cellular component: intracellular membrane-bounded organelle; membrane. Lineage: Eukaryota; Metazoa; Arthropoda; Insecta; Diptera; Drosophilidae. The record is from RefSeq and is a predicted model, not a curated record. Gene Ontology annotation, biological process: lipid transport; transmembrane transport. Gene Ontology annotation, molecular function: ATP hydrolysis activity; lipid carrier activity; ABC-type transporter activity.
AUUAGCCUUACAUAUUUUAUCUCUAAACCCUUACUAUCCUUGCAAUUUAAGUCAAGUUUUUAAAAAACCACAGCAUACAAAACAAUUGCACAAAAAACAUGAGCUCUGACAGAAGAUCCUUGGACGGUGAGGUCUAUCCCUUAGGAGAUUGGCAGAAACUGAAGAUACUCCUAUGGAAAAAUUGGGUCCUUCAGAAGAGUCAAAAACUCCAGAUGGUGGCAGCUGUCCUCGUCCCCUUUAUAUUUAUAUUUUUCUUUAUUAUCCUGCGCGUUGUGGUUAAGCCCCACAGCAAGAGCGAGAGUCGAUAUAACCAAGUUCCCAUAGAUGACUUGUCGCCGAUAAUGCGAUAUUCGUCGUUCAUUAACAAUACAAUGCAGCCAUAUCUCUGCUAUACACCGGACACGUCGACAAAUGCUGCUAUAUCAAAAGAAGCCGCCACUUUGCUGUCCCUCAAUGGUUCGCGUCCCUAUGCAAGUGCCCAAGCAAUGGAGAAUGACCUGAUGAAGAAUAACUAUGUGGCCGGUGUUGAAUUUGGUCCGAACGAUGGUAGAGCUAAGGAUGGAUUUCCCCUUAACUUCACCUAUAGCCUGCGAUUUCCCGGUGAAUUGCGAAUACGGAGGAGCUCGAUCAUAGACACCUGGCGUACGAAUCAUCUAUUUGAAAAAAUCAACCAAGUGGGGCCACGCAACCGAGGUGAUGACGAUGGCGGCGCUCCGGUGGGAUAUAUACAGGAGGGAUUUCUACCGGUCCAGCACGCCCUCGCCAUGUCCUGGCUGUCCAAGGCCACGCGACAGAGUGUGUCGGAGCUUCCAUCUGUCCAGCUCCAACGGUUUCCAUUUAGAGCCUACCAGGACGAUUCGCUGAUGGGGACACUGCGUGAGCUGCUGGCCUUGCUGAUUCUCUUGAGCUUUAUGUACCCCUGUGCGGUGGUGACCAGGAGUGUGGCCAUCGAGAAGGAGCUGCAGCUGAAGGAGAUCAUGAAGAUGAUAGGUGUGGCGAACUGGCUGCACUGGAUCGCCUGGUUCCUGAAGAGCUACCUGAUGCUGAUGGUGGUCGUGGUGCUCUACGUGAUCGUGUUCAAGGUAAAGUUCAUUCACUCCACCGCCAUCUUCAGGUAUUCCGAGUGGCUACCGAUUUUGGUGUUCCUGCACACCUAUGUCAUUGCCAGCAUAUGUUUCUGUUUCAUGCUGGCCGUAUUCUUCUCCAAAGCCAGUACGGCGUCUGUGGUUACCUGUAUUUUGUGGUAUCUCACCUUUAUUCCAUUCUCGUUUAUCAAUAACUACUACGAUAGCAUCAGUCUCGCAGGGAAACUGUCAAUAUCUAUGAUCUUUUCGAACACGGCUUUGGGCCUCGGCCUUCACAUUAUAAUGAACCUUGAGGGUACUGGAAUGGGAGCCACUUGGAUCAGCAUGUUCGACACGGUCAAUGAGGACGAUGACAUCACCUUGUUCUACGUAAUCCUUACGCUCACUAUGUCGGCGCUUAUCUACCUGAGCAUUUGUUUGUACGUGGAACAGGUAUUUCCAGGAAAUUAUGGCAUCGCUCGAAAGUGGAACUUCUGUCUCAAACGACAGUUUUGGUGUGAAUCUCAGACCACAGAUCCGCCAAAGAAGACAAAUGGGGCUGGCACAAGAAACCGCAAGGUGGGCGUCGAAUUGAAAAACUUACAGAAAACCUUUGGGAAAUUUAAGGCUGUCAAGGGUCUGAACUUGAAGAUGUAUCGGGAUGAAAUCACAGUAUUACUCGGACACAAUGGCGCUGGAAAGACCACCACCUUGCAUAUGCUCACAGGCAUAAUAGCACCCACAGCAGGAACGGCCUUGAUCAAUGGCUAUGACAUUAGAACCCAGUUGGACAUGGCCCGCCAGUCGCUGGGAAUCUGUCCGCAGCACAAUAUACUCUUCAUGAAGAUGAGUGUCCGGGACCACAUAGUGUUCUUUAGCAAACUGAAGGGAGUCCGUGGAUCCGAGGCUGUUAACAGAGAAGUUAAGAAGUACGUGGAGGUUCUGGGCCUGCAGGCCAAGUCCAAGGUGGCUGCCGAGAAUCUUUCCGGCGGCAUGAAGCGGAAGCUAUCCCUCUGCUGUGCCAUGUGCGGCAGUGCCCGGGUUGUGCUCUGCGAUGAGCCGAGUUCCGGCAUCGAUGCCGCCGGACGAAAGAGCCUCUGGGAGCUGCUGCAGUCGGAGAAGCAGGGUAGGACGGUGCUCCUCACCACCCACUACAUGGACGAGGCCGAUGUCCUGGGCGAUCGCAUAGCCAUCCUGUCCGAGGGCAAACUGCAGUGCCAUGGCACCUCCUUCUACCUGAAGAAGCGAUAUGGAACGGGCUACCAGUUGGUGUGCAUCAUGCAGAAAGACUGCAAUGUAGACGCCGUAACUGAGUUGAUAAAUCGCCAUUUGCCGUAUCUGAAACCGGAAAGGGAAAUGGGCACCGAACUGACCUAUCGAUUGCCCCACACUGAGUCCAAAAAGUUCUCUGACUUACUGGCUGAUCUCGAUAGGAAUUAUGUCGAUUUAAAAUUAAGUGGCUAUGGCCUGAGUGUGGCCACCUUGGAGGACGUAUUCAUGGAGGUCACAAACGAUAAGCGGAACAAGGGAGGUGAGGAGAAGAAAAAUGCGACCCCUGACUUUCAGACCCUUGUGUUUGACAACAAAACGCGCGAGAAUCGAUUUUUGAUUCGUUGCUGUAUGUGCUUUCAGGCUUUGAUGUUCAAAAAAAUAAUGAUAACUAUUCGUAAUUACUGGCUAACGCUGAUAAUGUUCAUGGUCCCUGUGAUCAUACUGUUGUUGACCACAUUCCACGCUCUAGGCAUUCGCAUUUUAAAAGUACUGCCGGAAAUGGAGAUAUCACCACUCCAGUAUAAAUCGAGUUAUGUGGUCUUGGAGGAUAUCUCGACAAACGAUCGAUUGAGUCCCAUGGCCAUGGCCUAUACCAGAAAUAUGGAACGUUAUGGGAAACGCAGUCAUUUGCUGGCAACAGGCGAUCAAAGCAUUGAGGAUUACAUAUUGGGUCGGGACGAGGAAUGGAAUCACCGCUUGGACUAUGCCUUUGUAGCGGGACUAUCAACGGGGAGUGGUAACACCACUAUCUGGCUGAAUAAUAAGCCCCUGCACACGGCUCCCCUGACACUGAAUCUAUUCCAUAAUGCCUUAGCACGGCAAUACUUGGGUAAGCAGUCCGGCACCUAUGUGACCAAUAAGCCGUUGCCAUACAACGAGGAAACUCAAAGAACGCAAAAGUACCAAGGUCACAUUGGCACCGAAAUAGGCCUCAAUUUGGCAUUGGCCAUGUGCUUCGUUACGGCAUUCUUUGCCUUACCCAUUAUCAAGGAGCGGGAGACGCGAGCGAAGCUUCUGCAGUUCCUGUCUGGCGUCGAUGCAUUCUCCUAUUGGACAACAAUGUUCAUAUGGGACUUCCUGAUAUUCGCGAUAUCGGCUUUGAUGGCCAUAUUGACUCUGGCUUGCUUUCAAGAGCCGGGCUAUAAGACUGUCAAUGAGCUGGGACGAAAUUAUGCUUUAUUACUGAUAUUUGGCAUUGGUGCUUUGCCAGUUAGUUAUUUCAUGGCGGACUGCUUCACCGAUACCGCCACGGGUUUCGUUCGCAUUGCCAUUUUGAAUCUGAUAACAGGUUGUGGCCUAUAUAUCAUGAAUAUCCCAUUGGACACGUUUGGUCUGACGGGACCGGUCUGGGUAUUUCGGAUAUUUCCCCAUUUUUGCCUGGCCAAUGGCAUACGCAACUUGUUCUCAGUAUAUGCUAUUCGAAACAUGUGUGAAUCCGCUCCAAACCGGCUCUUACAGAAAUUUGGCGGCCCUAAUAGUUGUUUUUGUUGUAAUCUUCCAGAUUACUUUGCAUGGAAAAAGCCCGGAAUUUUGCCAGAGAUCGUCUAUCUCGUUGUUGUGGGCAUAUUUCUGUUUCUUUUUGUGAUCAUACACGACACCAAGCUGUUCCAGGGUCUUGGGAAACUAUGUAAGUCAAAGAAGCGAUCAGCCGGUGGAUCUUCAGAAAAUCCGGAUGUAGUAGCAGAACGUACGCUGGUCAGAGAACUGUUAAGAUCCCGAAGAAAGCAAAUACCUCUACUUGUGGACAACGUCAGGAAACAAUAUAAGAAAAAACUGGCUGUGAGAGGCGUCUCAUUUCAUGUUGGAAGUGCCGAAUGUUUUGGUCUUCUGGGAAUCAAUGGGGCGGGCAAGACGAGUGUCUUCAAGAUGCUAACAGGAGACCACGAAAUCACCUCUGGAGAUGCUUACAUAGAUGGCUUCAGUGUGUCCACUCAGAUGAGAAAUGCUCGCCAUAAGAUCGGAUACUGUCCGCAAUUCGAUGCAAUCUUCGAGGACCUGACAGGAACACAAAAUCUUCGCAUUUAUUGUCUACUGAGGGGCGUCCAGCGACGUUAUGUGAAAGACAUUAGCUGGACUCUGGCCCGGGCCUUUGGCUUUGAAAAUCACAUGAAUAAGCAGAGCAAACACUAUAGUGGAGGAAACAAACGGAAGCUGAGCACUGCUAUAGCCAUCUUGGGCAACCCAUCGGUGGUUUUCCUGGACGAACCCACCAGUGGCAUGGAUCCCGGUGCCCGGCGUAACCUCUGGCAGAUAAUGGAUCUCAUUCGGACGGCGGGGAAGUCCCUGGUCCUCACCUCGCACAGCAUGGACGAGUGCGAGGCGCUGUGCACUCGCCUCACCAUCAUGGUGGAUGGUCAGCUCAAGUGCAUUGGCUCAACGCAGAGUCUUAAAACUCAGUACGCAAAGGGACUCAUCUUGAAGGUAAAAGUAAAGACCAAAAAGAAAAACGCCCAUAAAACCGCAAAGACCUCAUCUGCGUCAUCAGCGUCAUCCGCGGAAUCCCUAGAACAUAACAGAGAAAAGGGUGAACACUCAGCCGAUGAAACGAAAUUGACACCCGAGGAGGUGCGUUCCAAUCGAAUUUUAAACGUAAAUACUUUUGUACUGGCAAAUAUCCCCGAUGCCGAACUAAAGGAUGAAUAUAAUGGACUUCUCACCUAUUUUAUGCCACAGAAUGAAUCUCUGUCUAGAGUUUUUAAGCUCAUUGAGGAGAACCAGAAGAAAUUAUAUAUUGAAGAUUAUCUGGUAACGCAAACGAGGCUCGAGGAAGUUUUCCUAGAUUUUGCUUCAAAUUGUGAAACCCGUGAGGCAGAUGUAAUUCAAAAGAAACGUUGCUGUUGUUGAUUCUUUAUAAUAUGAAUGUCAGAUACAAAAUUUAUUAUCAGGCGGGAUCCAGUUGGAAACUAUGAUAGAAGAAGUUAAAUUUGUUGUAUCCAAAUACCGUAACCCAUGAAAUUGUCAGUGGAACUUUGAUAAUUGCUAAUCCAAAUUGUGGUAUUUUGUAUUUUUGCUAGAACUGUUUGGCAAAUAUAAUGAAAAUCCAAA